AUGGACCAAUUUCUACCUCCACCUCCAUUUCUGCUGAUUGGUAAUCUUGCAGAAAAUGUGAGAAAUGGACAGCCAGAAACGUUGGAUGAUGUCCUUGUGGAAUUUAAGAAUUAUUGUACGCCUCGGAAGAAUGUAAUCUUCGAACGCUAUUGCUUCUGGAGCCACAGCUGGGUUCAAAAUGCAUCUGUUGAAAAGUUUGUAACAGGCCUCAAAUUAAAUGCUGCCAGCUGUGAGUUUGGCUCUGCCUCAGAGGAGUUGAUAAGAGGUAAAUUAGUAUUCAGUGCCCCUGAAGGACUUAAAGGAAAACUUCUGAAAGAGACUGACCUCACCCUGAAAAAGGCUGUGGAACUUUGCCAGGUUACUAAAGCACUUGCUUCUCAAUUACAAACAAUGAUAAAUACUGCAAAGCAGCCUUGUGAAUCGGCGACGGCAAAUAUGCAAGCUGAGAAAAUUUCCUUGCAUGUGGUGAGACGACAACAGCCACACUCUGAAACGGAAGUUAGCGUUGUUAGAUAUAAGAACUGCUCCUAUUGUGGAAUGAAGUACUCCCCAGCAGAAAUGUUGAUGGGUAGAAUGCUGAGGAGCAAGCUACCAGCAUCUAAUCAAAAACUACAUCCUAAAAUACCAAGUGGAGUAAGGGAGGCCUUGCAGGAAGUUCAGGAUACACAGAAGUUUUUUCAUGACCAAACAGCAAAGUCGCUUAGACCCCUGAAAGAAGGAGAUGAAGUGUGGGUAGAGGGAAAUAGGCAAUGGCAUCCCGCUGUGGUAAUAGAGCAGUGCCAGCUACCUCGGACAUAUAGGGUACAAACGUCUGAUGGAAACAUCUAUCGGUGUAACAGAAUCCAUCUAAGAUGUUCCCAAAAGGAGAUGGGAGAAGAACAAAAGAAGUAUGAGAGAUGUAAUCAAGGGGCGGGUAACAAGGCAUUGGAAGAGCUGAACAGUCAGGAGGUGAAUAAUAGUAAUCAGGUGACAGAAGAAGAAAAUCAGGAAUUGAAUAGUUCACAGAGGGCAGAAAGGAUUCCUAGAUGUAUAUCAUCAUAUGGUACACCUAGUUCAAUAAAACAUUUUGAUAUUGUUUUGCAGAUGGAAUUUCCCUGCAACUUGCUGUCUGUGAAAAUCAUACAAAUAAAAAAUCUACGAACAGCAGAUAUAUUUAGCCAGUCUAAUUGCUAUGUGAGCUUGUUCCUGCCAACGGCUUCAUUUGAAAGGGUUCAGACCAAGACUAUUAAGGACUGCCAGGCUCCAUUGUGGAAUGAAAUCUUCACCUUUAGGAUACAGAAGGAGGUCAAAAAUGUUUUAGAGUUGAUGGUUCAUGAUGAAGACUACUGCCUCAUGGAUGAUCACCAUCUCACUGUACUUUUUGAUGUUUCUAAAAUUCAGCUUGGAGAAACGAUUUGCCUCACAUUUCCUUUGGACCCAAAAAUACAAGAAGAGCUAGAGGUGGAGUUUAGACUGGAGAGCAUCCCAGUUCUUCUUGAAAAUAUUGUUACUAAUGGCGUAUUAGUGUCUCGUGAAAUUUCCUUCUUGGAGGUAGAAGUAAACCUGGAAAAGAUGAAGAACGAGCCAACAGACAAAACCUUAACAUUCACUGUGCAAGGAUCCUGUGAAGAAACAAAGAACAUUUCACUGGGCUCUGUCAGGCAUCCCACUGAACCUGUUGUGUUUCACUACAUAAAAUAUCAGCAAUCUGUGUUGGCAAUUGAAUUAUCCAAGAAGUUAUGUACCACAUGCUUUCCCAGAAAUACUAAUGCAGAAGAAAAAGUUUGCCUCACUUUGCCUAUGGACCCACUCUCUAUCAAAAAGGAAAUAGCCAUAGAUAAGAACAAAACUAUUGAUUUAAGCAUGAAGGUACAAGACUGGCCAAGGGGCCUAGAUGUACGUUUGGGGUAUGAAUUAUGUACGGAGGAAAAAAUACUGGUACAGAAGCGGAAGAGGAUUGCUGCAGCAGCCCUGAAAAAGGUUCUCCACUUAGAACAGGAUCUUCAGGACCAUGAGGUACCAGUGGUGGCUGCCAUGGCAACAGGGGGUAGUUCCAGAGCAUUCACUGCUUUACAUGGCCACCUAUUUGGUCUACAAAAAUUGAACCUGUUAGAUUGUCUUUCAUAUAUUUCUGGUUCUUCUGGCUCCACAUGGGCUAUGUCAAAUCUGUAUGAACAAGCUGACUGGUCACACCAGGAUCUUUCAGGAGCGAUAGCACAAGCUCGCAAGCACAUGACAAAAUGCAAGCAGAGUAUAUUUUCCCUGGAAAAAAUAAAGGAGUACAGUCAUGUAUUGGAGCAGCGGCAAAAAGAAGGCUACAAAACAUGCUUUACUGAUCUUUGGGGACUUUUCAUCGACAAAGCAUUAGGCAGUGGGAAGCCCAACAGCACACUCUCAGGGCAGAAGCAUGCACUGAAUCAUGGUCAGAACCCGCUACCUAUAUACAUGGUUCUCAACACCAGAGACAAGUACAGCCUUUCAGAAUUUAAAGAAUGGAUGGAAUUUACUCCGUAUGAGGUUGGAUUACUAAAAUAUGGUGCCUAUAUUCAUUCUGAGGAUUUUGGAAGCAAAUUCUUCAUGGGUCGGCUGAUGAAGAAAGUUCCUGAAUCAGAAAUCUGCUACAUGAAAGGUCUGUGGAGUAAUGUAUUUUCCUAUAACCUGCUGGAUAUCUUGCAUGGACAUAAUGUUCCAGAUGAAAAUUUUUGGCACAGAUGUACCCGGGACAGCAUAAACAAUAUUGAAGAAAGUCCCUAUCAACCACUAUCAUCACAUCAGUUGGAUACUUACCUGGUUGCCCCUGCCUCUAAAUUUGCUAAGUUCUUUCGGGAAGUUCUGUCAAAGAGCUUAACGUUGUCAGAGGUUUACAAUUUCUUACAUGGAUUCCAGCUAAACAAUGGGUACCUUGAUAACAAGAACUUUGAGAUAUGGAAAGAUACUAUACUAGAUGUUCUUCCUAACAAUCUGACAACAACACCAGAAUACCUGUCCCUUGCAGAUACUGCAGCCUAUAUUGACUUCAGCUGCCCCACACUCAUGAGGCCGGAGAGAAAAGUGGACGUCAUUGUGCAUCUAAAUUAUUCUUCAGGAUCACAGACAACAACUUUAAUAAGAGCCUCUCAGUACUUUGCAAAGCAAGGAAUUCCGUUCCCCAAAAUAGAUCUGAGUAAUGUUAAAGAAACGGAUCUAAAGGAGUGCUACGUCUUUGAAGAUGCUGAAGACUCAAGAGCCCCAAUUGUGAUUUUUUUCCCUCUGAUAAAUGACUCCUUCAGAAAAUGUAAAGCACCAGGUGUGAAACGCAGCCCCUCAGAAAUGAAACAGGGUGAAGUUGACGUGACUAGUGCAUUUUCCCCUUAUGGAUUACAGGACUUCACAUACACAGAGGAGGAGUUUGAUAAACUGGUGGAACUGACAAGUUACAACAUCCAAAAUAAUAAGAACAUGAUCUAUGGGGCUUUGCGAAGAGCAGUGGAGCGAAAACAGAAGGAAUAA
Molecule: messenger RNA, 3468 nt
Organism: Euleptes europaea (tarantolino)
Lineage: Eukaryota; Metazoa; Chordata; Lepidosauria; Squamata; Sphaerodactylidae
Product: cytosolic phospholipase A2 epsilon-like
Exons: 22
Coding region: 1-3468 (1155 amino acids)
Biological process (GO): glycerophospholipid catabolic process
Cellular component (GO): cytosol
Molecular function (GO): calcium-dependent phospholipid binding; calcium ion binding
Source: RefSeq, a predicted model, not a curated record